GCCGCCGGCGGGGAUGCUCGUGUGGCCGCGCCGGAGGAUUUUGUCACCUGUGGCCCUGCCCCCGCCGCCCUGCGGGCGCCUCCCCGAGCCAAGGACACACCUGGGCGCCGCGCACCCGCCUCCCGCCCCCGCCGCCGGCCGCCUCUUCCCCCGCCCGAGCGCCGGGCGAGUGUCGGCGGAGCCGCGGGGCUGCAGGCGGGGCUGAGCGCUCGCUGGGCGGACGAGCGGCCCCGCAGGCUCCGAGCAGCCACCAGCCGAGGGAGGAGGAGGUGGUGGUGGAGGAGGAGGAGGAGAGGGCGAGCGGGGGAGCGGCGGGGGCAUGUGGAUGUUGGCCGUCGCCUUGCUCCACAGCAUCUCGCAUGUUUUCAGUGAAGAGCUACACGCCAGUCUAUACUUUGUCAAUGCAUCUCUGCAAGAGGUAGUGUUUGCCAGCACCACAGGGACACUGGUCCCCUGUCCAGCUGCAGGGAUCCCCCCUGUGACGCUCAGAUGGUACCUAGCGACGGGCGAGGAGAUCUACGAUGUCCCAGGGAUCCGCCACGUCCACCCCAAUGGCACUCUCCAAAUUUUCCCCUUCCCUCCUUCAAGCUUUAAUAACUUAAUCCAUGAUAACACUUACUAUUGCACAGCUGAAAAUCCUUCAGGGAAAAUCAGGAGUCAGGAUGUUCACAUUAAGGCUGUUUUACGGGAACCCUAUACAGUCCGUGUGGAGGACCAGAAAGCCAUGAGAGGCAAUGUAGCAGUGUUCAAGUGCAUUAUCCCCUCCUCUGUGGAGGCAUACAUCACUGUUGUCUCAUGGGAGAAAGACACAGUCUCGCUUGUCUCAG
Molecule: messenger RNA, 827 nt
Organism: Empidonax traillii (willow flycatcher)
Lineage: Eukaryota; Metazoa; Chordata; Aves; Passeriformes; Tyrannidae
Gene: DSCAM
Product: DS cell adhesion molecule
Exons: 3
Source: RefSeq, a predicted model, not a curated record